AUGGACGACCUAAUAUCGCUAGGCGAGACGUUACAGCAGGCGUCGUCGGCGCUCGUGGGAGACGACAUUCAGGCGGACCCUCGCUCGGGCUCUGCUCCCGUCAUCCAGCUUUUGGUCAUCGGCGCGCCGGGUUCGGGAAAGUCAGCUGUCCUCAACACGCUCAUCGGCCAUGCCGUCCUGCCAACAGGAGAGGGCGGGUGCACGCGCUUCCCAGUGCUGGUUGACUUGCAUCGCGACCAGAACCUUUCGGCCGGCUCUGUGCGCGCCAAUCUCGGCCCCAGAACAAACAUGCCUAAGCCCUCGGAGAUACGGCAAGCACUGCAGUCGGACAUGAGCAAGGCCAAGGGGUCGUCCAGGCACAGAGAGGAGGCGCAACUCAUCCUCCGCUCGCCAAUCGCCCCACCAAUGCGCAUCAUUGACCUGCCUGGAAUCGAGAAGGCAUCUCAAAUGGAUGGAGCAUUCCAGGACAACGUGUCCAACAAUGAUGCAGUCAUCCUGGUGGUGAUCUCUGCCACGGCAGUUAAGGACUCUCUUAAGAUCCUCCGCAUCGCUCACGACAUUGACAAAGAAGGUGUGAGGACCAUUGGAGUAAUAACGAAAUUCGACCAAGUGAUGAAGGACAGGGACACAGCGAAGCUGGCAGUGGACCUGCUUCAGAAGCAGGGGGCGGCCAUGGCUCAGGACUACCCGUGGGUGGCUGUGAUUGGGCAGCCGCUGGGGGACAAGGACACAAAUGAGCCCAUGGAUGGCGCUUGGCAGGAGGAAUACAAGGUCUUAUCGCAGGUGAUGCGGGCGAAUGGCGUGAAGGGCAUGGACACGCCCAUGGGUCGCGAUGCGUUGCUGCGGUUGAUUGCUCGCACCGUGCGGCACAAGAUGAAGGAGAAGAUUCCGCGCAUCAUGUCUGCCCUGGAGGGUCGGUCUCAGGAGGUGGAUGCGGAGCUACUCAGGCUGGGCGACUCACUGGUCUCCAGCCUCAACGGCUCGCGUGCCCUCGCCCUGGAGCUGUGCCGAGGGUUUGAGACCAAGUUCUGCGAGCACCUGGACGGCAGUGAGGGCGGAGGGUCGCAGAUGGUGGAGAAGUUUGUCGGCACGCUGCCGCUGCGCUUCAGAGGGCUCCCUCUGGACGACAUGUUCAGCUUUGACAACGUCAAGAAGGUGGUGAUGGUGGCAGAUGGGUAUCAGCCAUACCUGCUGUCGCCUGAGAAGGGCCUGCGUCUACUCAUUAAACGGAGCCUGGAGCUGGCCAAGCAGCCGGGCAUUGACUGUGUGGACGAGGUGCACAAGAUUCUUGUGGACAUCGUUGCAGGUGCUGCAUCCCAAGCCCCUUCGCUCGUCCGGUUCCCACCCAUGAAAACAGAGCUGGUGGCCAUCGCCUCGGCAGCGUUGGACGAGUAUCGCGCGGAGGCGAAGCGCAUGGUGACAGCCAUCGUGGACAUGGAGAAGGGAUUCGUGCCGCCGUCGCACUUCAUUGAGGCGGAGUACAAAAGGCAGGAGAAGAUGUGGAAGGAGUUGGAGGUGGCUCGCAAGGGCCUGCAGGACCGAGGCGUGCUCUCCCGCUCCUCGACAGGAGACAGUGGGGGAGGCCGCUUUGCCUCUGCCAUGUCAUCUUUCUCCCGCAAGAAGGAGCCUCCCCCUCCUCCGCCACCCACCGAUGCCUCUCAGCCCCUGGGUCCCGUCAAGGAGCUUGCAGGGUUCUUGUGGAAAGUGAGCUCCAAGGGGGGGUGGAGCAAGCGCUGGUUCGCACUCAGCGACAAGACUGCUCGGCUCUACUACGUGAAGAAGCCCGAUGAGAAGACUCCUAGGGGAGUCAUUCCUCUCGAGGACUGCAUAAUAGACGAGAUAGUGCCGCCAGAGGAGGUACCCUCAGCGUCGGACAUCAAGGCAGGGUCGAACCCAUCAGCGCAAGCACUCUCCUUCAAGAUCGGCAACAGAGUGCCGUACAAGACCGUGGUCAAAGUGCACCAGUCGCUCAUCCUGAGGGCAGACAACAUGGCAGAGAAGCAGCAGUGGGUGGCGCGCCUGCGCAGCCACACCAAGGCCUUCAAGGAGGCGCCACCUCCCCCUCCCCCUUCCUCUUCCACCGGGGGCGACACCGACCAAUCAGGAGACGAUGGCAGCAGCAGGGAUGGUGAUUCGGCUGGUAGUGGUGGUGGGGGUGGGGGCAAUAUUGUGCCGGGGGCGCUGGGGCUGGGAGGGGGAGGGGCGGCGGGGGCAGGGCGGGUGGCGAAUCUGGAGGAGGAGCUGCGGUACCAGGUGGCUGAAGUGCGGCGAUACGUGCAGGCAGUGCUUGUGCACCUGGCUGACAACAUUCCUAAGGCCAUAGUGCUGGCUCAGGUGGAGCGGGCGCGAGACUCAAUGCUGACGAAGCUGUACCAGACGGUGAGCGGCAUGUCGGACGACCGGCUGCAUUCCAUGCUGCAGGAGGACUCCGAGAGCGCCGGCAAACGCGACAAGUUCAAGCGCAUGCGCGAUGCCAUGCUGCAACUCAAGAGGGCGCUUAGUUUGCAUGAGGCACGGGCGUCUGCUGAGGACGAAGGACAAGGCACCAAGGAGACAGUGGAAGCGUGGAGAACAGCUUUCAACAAGGCCACCCCUGCCGUUUCUUCAAAUCUCUGUGCAUGUGCGCCCUCUCUCUGUGCUAUAUUGUGCCCUGCUGUCCCACCAGGCACCAAGGAGACAGUGGACGCGUGGAGAGCAGCUUUCAACAAGGCAGCCCCUGCCGUUCCUUCAAAUCUCCAUGCGUGUCCGCCCUCUCUCUGUGCCAUAUUGUGUCCCGCUGUCCAACCAGGCACCAAGGAGACAGUGGACGCGUGGAGAACAGCGUUCAACAAGGCAGCCCCUGCCGCUCCCACAAUCCUCGAAGAACCCUCUGCUGAUUCCAGCACCCUUCCCUCCCCUUCCUCUCGAAAAACGCCCCCACCACCACCAUCCUCCUCGUCCUCAUCAUCAUCCUCCUCUUCCAAACCUUCCAAAUCGUCAGCAUCGGCAGCCGUAGCAGCCGCUGCAGCAGCAGCGGCCGGUGCUGCUGCUGCUUCUCCCACCCCUCCCACCUCAUCCGCAGCAGCAGCAGCAGGAGCAGCAGCAGCAACUGGAGCUCCUUCCUAUGGUAUCUCACAUGCAUCGUCAUUCCAGCCCACCCGUUCCUCCUCCUCCACCAAUCAACAGCCGCCAGCUAUCACCCGCGGCAUGACCAUGGGCUCCGUGCCGAACCCGCUAGGCGCGGGAGUUCCCGGAGCUAUGGUCCCAGGUCCGGUGAUGGCUCGGGGGCCGCCCAUGGUCCCAUCUGCAAGUACUGCCAGGAGUGCGAGCCCGCUAAGGCAGACCCUAGCAGGGGGGAUGGAUGCAGGAGGGGGGAUGGGGAAUCCCUUGCGUGCCACGUCUAGGAGAGCCCCCCCUGGCCCACCCACUGGUUUCAGCUUCAAGUAA
Messenger RNA from Closterium sp. NIES-65, 3426 nucleotides. The record is from the annotation of a GenBank genome assembly. NCBI's taxonomy places the organism in Eukaryota, Viridiplantae, Streptophyta, Zygnematophyceae, Desmidiales, Closteriaceae.